AAUCACGCGCCAUUGGAGGGGGUGCUCUCGCCUCAGCUGUGCACGCUCUCACACACACACGCAUGUAGGUCGCGGUGAGCUCGCUGGCGUGGCUCUCGGCCUCCAUUUGCGAGUUUAUGAUCGAGGGAUUCUCGGUUCGGCGACGCCGCCGAAACCCUGGCAGUUUUCGCGGGGAGGGUGUCGUCCGUCACCCCCGCCGACCACGAGGAGAACCGGGAAACGAGGCGUCGCGGAGACCUGCAACUUUUCCAACUUGGUGGAACCCAAUGGGAUUUAGAUAAUCCUGGAUGAUGUCUGCCCCCAGCUCAGAACCUCUGAGGGACAGCUAUGCAGCGGAGGACGAGAAGGGGAGCUCGCUCCAUAGACCCCUUCUCGGUCCUCCCACCUCCAUCCCAUGUCCGUCUCCUGCCUUUCCUGCAAAAGCAAUACUCGGCUUGACUGGUGACACCAGCAUUGAGAGUAAAGCCGUUUCCAUGGCGAGCACUGACAGCUGCUCUGCGCUCUCUUUUCCUGCGGAGGCGAGCCCAGCCAAACCUGCUGUAGCGUGUACCUUUGAAGGAACUUCUCAAGGAACUACCUCACCGAUGACGUCUGCUUCAGACGGACCUACAAGCACAGAGACUAGUGUCAUCAGCAUAUCAAACUCGCCGUCGUGGUCUUCUGCAUCGCCACUGAACUCGUUUGGGGAUUUGGACGCUGAGAAGGACUUCCCUCCGGUGAUGACCAUAAAGGGCGUCACCGUAACCUUGGAGAACAACAGCGUCUGGAAGCAGUUCUCCAGCUGCGGAACGGAGAUGAUCCUCACCAAACAGGGACGCCGCAUGUUCCCCUACUGUCGAUACCGCCUGUCGGGUCUGGACCCCAACAUGAUGUACAUGCUGGUGCUGUCUAUAGUCCCAUCCACUAAGCACAGGUAUCGGUGGAACUCGUCCCAAUGGGAGGUCAGUGGACAAGGGGAGCACUUGAUCCAAGGCACCAUCCGAGCUUUUUCCCACCAUUACUCUCCGUGUCGGGGCUCGGACUGGAUGAACAGCUUGGUGUCCUUCUACAAGCUCAAACUGACCAAUAACUUCCAGGACCAGGACGGUCACAUCAUUCUGCACUCCAUGCACCGCUACAUUCCAAAGCUCCACAUCGUUCCGCUCCCCAACGGGGUGCUGCCCAAAACGGACCAGCCGGUGCAGAUGGGGCCGGAGAGCAUCACCUUCACCUUUCCCCAGACGGAGUUCAUGGCCGUGACCACCUACCAGAACUUUCGCAUCACGCAGCUCAAGAUCAACCACAACCCGUUCGCCAAGGGCUUCCGGGAUGAGUGGAAGAACGGGCGCUUGAAGGAAACUUUCCUCGAGCCCCGCGCCAUGGUGAGCAUCGACGCCCAGCAUGUCGAGGUCAAACCGGCUGAACCCAGCGAGGACGAGGAGGAGACGGAUGUCGGCUCAGUGAGUCAGAGUGACCCGGUUCCUUUGCCGACCGCUCAGCCAACCCGACUGGUUCUGAAGCCCAUCAUGUCCAACCCUUCUGCUAACGGAGAACCUUACGUCUCCUGCAUACGAGGCAGGCUGUCGCUGGGCGAACUGGUGCUGGUCCAGACACCGGCCAAAGACGAAACCAACGGGGAUCGCGCGGCCUCCGAGACCGCCACAGAGCAGCAGGAAACGGAAAAGUGGGCGAAGAAAACGCCGGCUCUGUGUCGUGUUCGGAGGAAGAAGAAGAGGAUCAAUCGGCAUUGGGGAAAUCCCAAAGGGAAAAAUUACAAACCCAGUCCGGCGCCGCCUGCUGUUCCUUGUAGUCCAUUGCUGCAGCCAGAGCUGGACGACAUCGACGGGCUUCUCUUUGUGUCGUUCAUCUCAAAGGAAGCUCUUGAGGUCCAUGUUGGCGAUGAGUCGCGCAGAAUCCCAUCUCCAGAGCCUCCAGCCUCCUCAACACCAGUGCAGCUAGAACAGUCCAGUAAACCUGAAGACGUUUAUAUACUCAAAGAGACGGUGGAGGAGAGCAUCAGUCGCCUGGAGCUGGUCCUGCUGGAGGAGCUCCGAGGUCUCAAACACAGACAGGUCAUCCAUCCUGUGCUGCAGGAGGUGGGGCUGAAGUUGAGCUCAUUGGACCCCUCUCUGUCUGUGGAUCUGCAAUAUCUUGGGAUCAGUCUACCUUUACCUUCUGCAAAGCUGCCUGAACAGAGCAGCAGAACUUCUCCGUCUCCUAUUGCAGACGAAGGACUUCCCUUCAUCUCCAGAACAGGAAAGACGAGUGACAUGACAAAGAUAAAAGGGUGGAAGAACAAAUUCAUCCGAAGCAGUUCAUCCCCGACUUCCAGCUGUGAAGGACUACCAAAGAACCUGUCUGCCUUCUGCAGCAACAUGCUGGACGAAUACUUGGAGAGCGAGGAGCAGCAGAUCAGCGAACGCGCCGCUGCGUUUUCCACCAAAGCAGAAGCUUCCGUGUCCUACCAGCUGCCAUCCAGGAGCUCCAGCUACGUGAAGACUCUGGACAGCGUCCUGAAAAGCCGAAGGGCUGCUUCCCGGCUGUCGGCGGGGGGCAGCAGGCCCUGCCCCCUGUCCUACAAACUCCAUCACUCGUCCGCGCCGUCAUCCACGCCCGCUGGCGCCCGGCCCACGAGCCCCUGCCAGGCAGAGGUCCAGUCCAGAUCCACGCCGGCGUUUGUCGCUUCUGAUCCUGGAGGAGAUUGUCAGAGUUCAUCAACAAACACGGCAGCGGGCGGUCAGGGACCACCGCUGAGCUUCAGCCAGAUCCAGGCCAUGUUGCACAGACCGUCGGGCCUCACCAAAGUCCAGCUCAAGCUGCUGGAGAUGGAGAUGGAGGCGCUGAACCGCGGCCUGAGCAGAACGCAGCUGACGGCAGAGAGAGCCACGGUGGCUGUGUCGGCCAUGCUGACCAAACAGAUGCAGCCCAAAGAGAUUCUGAAAGAACCCGGCCUUCAAGUGACCAAACCCGUUGGACCUGAUUGUGGGAAGGAGUUCUGCAGGCUGGGGUGCGUCUGCUCCAGCCUGCACCAUCUGAGCAGAGGCCCCCUGCACUGCAGACGGCCCGACUGCAUGUUCGGCUGCGCCUGCUUCAAACGCAGGAUCACCAAGCAGACCCCGGCUCCGGAGCGCGAGGAGCAGAGCCGGCCCGUCUACUCUGUGACCACCAUGGAGCACACAGACCAGCCUCGUCCAGGCGCCCACUCCCAGAAACUGUGGCAUCAACGCGGCUCUGACGGGGAUCCUGAACCGCUGUUUCAACCCAGAGGCGCUCCGCCUGAUGCCGUAUCCUCCAGGAUGAUGAAUUGGGUCUUUCCUCGUCCACCUGAGAUCCGGGAGGAGGAUAAGGAUCCGGUUUACAAAUUCCUGGAGAGCAAGCUGACGUGUGCUCGAGUCCGAGAGCUGAACAGCAAACCUCCUCCUCAAAUGUCCUUGGAAAGCAGCCUCCGGUCUGCUGCUUCCACGCCGAACCCGCCGGACGAUGGCGGCGUCACGCCUAAACACGCCCCCGCGAUAAUCACCAAGAAAAACGAUGAAAAGUCGUCUCGGGACGGCGUGGAGGCCAAAGCCAGGAAGCAGAUCCAGAUCCAGUCGGAGUGCGAGUGGAAGAACGACUGCAAAAUGGUUCUGGAGGGUCUGUGUGACCGCAUGAACCAGAACCGCCUCAAGCAGCCUUUCUACAUCGGGCCGUACUACGUCAGCCCCAUCACCAAGAUCCUGAUGCGGAAACCCAGCGGCUCCAUCAUCACCUACAGGAUCAGAAUCAGUAAACCCGUGAACUCCACCAAAAGUGAUGAAGAGUCUGAUGAGUGCGACGAGGAGAAUCCCAGCUUUAGCGAGGAGGGCCGUGAGGGGUCAAAUGUGCCCUGUGGGGUCACGCCUUUCAUGAGCGGAGUCGCCGCCGCCGGGAAUCUGAUAGCCAAGAAAAGAACGCCCGGAAGCCGAGGAAACGGGCUCAUAAAGGUGAACGGGAAGCAGUACAACCACGCCCGGCUGCUGCUAGGCUACAUGGGAGCUCUGCAUCCCGUCAACCGGCUCGCCGCCUACGUCACGGGUCGAGUCCAGCUUUCUGCUCCGGCAAAGUCUGAUCCCAGAACUGACACCGUCGGAGUGUCAGCGGUCCUCGCCGCCGCUGUCGGGCACCAAACUGCAGAGCAGAAGACGAACGCCCAAACAUCCGCUCAGAUGGUCAAACCCGAAGCUUGGAACAAAGCCUUCACAAACUCUCCUUGGUGUUCGAGUCCCGUGGCCUCCAGCCCGGUUCCGUCCUCCGCCCCGGUCCAGCCCAGCUCUAGACCGUCGCCCGUGUCCCUCACCGUGUCUCCGUCUCUGAAGAGCCCCAGCUUCCUGGCUCAGCGAGGAACCUACUCCUUCAGGAUUUGUCCGCCCUCCAACUUGCUCAGCGAGUUUAAGAAGCAGCGCGGCGUCGCCCUGCCCGGAGGCUUCACCCUCAUCCAGCUCCCAAAACCCGGAGCGGACGACCCUGCAGGAGCCGCCGGACUCCCGAACGGCGGCGGAAACCCUCUGAAAAACAGCGCUGCGUCCCACCUGGCGAAGGAGUGUCUGGGUGUGGGCUCCUCGGAUAAAGUCAUGGACCUCUCCAGGCUGAUCUGUGAUGAGAAGAGGCUGUCAGAGGAGGAGUCCAGGAGGUCUCUGGAGGACACGGAGUCUGUGGAGGACUUCAGCUCCGAUUUCUCCGACUCUGGAGAAGGAGAAGACGAUGAUGAGCUGAUCGACAUUGAAACUGUGGAAGAAGAACACGAGAAGACCAUCCUGAUGAUGAAGGAAGCCGCUCUGAAGACGCUGCUGGAGCUACAAGACUACAGUUUAUCAAUAAGGGAGCGCUACAAGCAGACCAGGGCGUCGUCUCCAACCUCUGACCAGGAGGAAAACAACGCCUCAAAGAACAACAGGAAGCGGAAGAUUCACUCCAAGCUGGAGAGGCUGAGACGUUACGAGCAGCGGGCGCUCUUCGAAAAGCUCAAGACGGUUCUGAACAGCCACCCCAAAACGCCCAAGUGCCACCUCCUGUCUCUGGCUGCAAAAGAAAUUCGUCUUUUGGAAAAAAACUCUAAAACUCUGGAGGAGAAGAAGCAGAAGCUGAUCCAGAUUCAGUCUGAAUCCAUCAGGAAGCUCUCCCGUUUGUCGGGACACUCAGAAAUGCUGUUUCACAGUAAACUACAGGAACUGUCGGGUCGUCAUAAAAUAGAAAACCAGCUGGAGCUGAAAGCGUUCUUCUCCAAACUCCUACAGCCCCUCCUCGCUAAACCCCCCCAACCCAAAAUCCUGUACCCCAAGCAGCAGGUGAGGAUCCUCCCGGCUCAAAGCA
Molecule: messenger RNA, 5307 nt
Organism: Oryzias melastigma (Indian medaka)
Lineage: Eukaryota; Metazoa; Chordata; Actinopteri; Beloniformes; Adrianichthyidae
Gene: magl
Product: MAX dimerization protein MGA-like
Biological process (GO): heart morphogenesis; regulation of transcription by RNA polymerase II; positive regulation of DNA-templated transcription
Cellular component (GO): nucleus
Molecular function (GO): DNA-binding transcription factor activity, RNA polymerase II-specific; protein dimerization activity; RNA polymerase II cis-regulatory region sequence-specific DNA binding
Source: RefSeq, a predicted model, not a curated record